Messenger RNA from Cydia splendana, 2094 nucleotides. It is a transcript of the gene sqh, whose product is annotated as myosin regulatory light chain sqh. The coding region runs from base 148 to 672 and encodes 174 amino acids. The transcript is spliced from 5 exons. The record is from RefSeq and is a predicted model, not a curated record. Gene Ontology annotation, biological process: post-embryonic development; locomotion. Gene Ontology annotation, cellular component: cytoplasm; myosin II complex. Gene Ontology annotation, molecular function: calcium ion binding; myosin heavy chain binding. NCBI's taxonomy places the organism in Eukaryota, Metazoa, Arthropoda, Insecta, Lepidoptera, Tortricidae.
UGUCAUAGUGACAUUUUUUUAAAACAGGCAACAUUAAGUGAUUAGUCACUUUGCUUGGUUCAUCAAAAUUUUUUACCCAUCUCUAAUUUCCGUUAAAAACGGCUAUUUAUCCUUAAUAAAGUGUAAAUAACAUAUCAUAUUAUCAUAAUGUCGUCCCGUAAGACCGCCGGCCGUCGUGGCACGAACAAGAAGCGCGCCCAGCGCGCCACAUCCAAUGUCUUCGCCAUGUUCGACCAGGCGCAGAUCGCAGAGUUCAAGGAGGCAUUCAACAUGAUUGACCAGAACCGUGACGGAUUUGUGGAUAAGGAUGAUCUGCAUGACAUGCUCGCUUCUCUUGGUAAAAACCCAACGGAAGACUACUUGGAAGGCAUGAUGAAUGAGGCCCCAGGGCCCAUCAACUUCACCAUGUUCCUGACGCUGUUCGGUGAACGUCUGCAGGGCACGGAUCCUGAGGAUGUCAUUAAGAAUGCUUUUGGCUGCUUCGACGAAGAGAACAACGGCGUGAUAAACGAGGAGCGUCUCCGCGAGCUUUUAACCACGAUGGGCGACCGCUUCACCGACGACGAUGUUGACGAGAUGCUGCGCGAGGCGCCCAUCCGCGGCGGGCUCUUCGACUAUGUUGAGUUCACGCGUAUCCUCAAGCAUGGCGCUAAGGAUAAGGACGAGCAGUAAGGGAGGCGACGGCAGUUUUAUAAAGCUGGGAGGUACUUUUUUACAAGUGUUAUAUCUGGUCCUAACUAUAAAACUCCUGUGAGACUCGAAUAUUAUAAUUAUUUUAAACGGGCUAGUCACGUAUUAUAGUGCGAUAUAAAAUAGUAGAAAUUAAAUAAAAUGGAACUAAUAAAUUUCCAUUCUAAAUUGUUGCCAUGUGCAUUUUACGUCAAAAAAUUGACAGCAGGAAGUGGCGCCCUCAAUAAUUUUCUACAAUUUCUUGUCGGACUAUACGUGUCACCUGUUUUAAAUAAUUAUAAUAUGUUAUAUCUGGUUUAGAUAACCGAUUAGUGCUAGGAUGACCAAGGAACCUUGGCACUUGCAGAAGGAAAAACAAUGCCGACAUUUUUAUCAACUUUGAGGGCAUUACAUAAAGCACCUUCAAUGACCGAGAUUGUACUUGUAAAAUAAAUGCUGUUAGCUUUAUAAAGAAUAGCUAAGGUUGGAUUUACAAGUAAUACAGUUUACAUUAAAUAUAAUUCAAUAACAGUGUCUAAGGAUAACUUUGACUACAAUAACCGUGGGUUUAUAUGACACUGCUCCUGAUACUUUGCAGGCUAUUUAUUAUACCCAUCUUUAAGUAUGACGUUGACGCCUAAAACUGUACAAUAAAUAAUUUACCGUAAAUAAUGAAGACAAUAAUAUUUCUCUUGAAGAAACGUUUAUUUCUGCCAGUCAUUGUUUCCAUCGUAUUCUGUCUCAGAUUAAUAAUUUCUGUUGACAUGUGAAUUGUUUUAACUGACAUGAUUAUCUCUGCCAAAAGACAUAGUAUUGUCAUCACUCUGUAUAAUAAAGUGCGUUAAUAAGAUUCAACGACAUUCAUUCAUUCCCUGUAAUUUAGCUUACGAUAUUUUUAAACGCGGUUAAAUUUACUUGUCAAUUCAACCUUUAUACCUAACGAGUAUAUUUUUUAGAUUUUUAUAUAUUGCCAAACUAAAAAUUGUUAUAAGACAAGUAACCGUUUAGAUUGUAAGUUUUAAGUUGAUGUUUGUAUGGAUUAUAAAAUCUCUAAAGGUACUGCGGUGCUAAAAUAUAGUACUUAUGAUAUUCAUCGCAUUUUAUAAGUUAUGCAUUUGUCUGAAAUUAUAAUUCCGUUUUUGGACCACUAAUAUAAGUUUUGGCCGGAUUUAAAUAAUUUCCAAUUUUAUUUAGAGUAGUUUAAAAGCGACACGGCUUCUGUAGAAUGUGAUUAGAUCGAAGUAUUAAAUCAUUCCUAGAAUUAAAAUUGGUUGGAAAAUGAAGUAUAUUUUAAGUUAAGACGACUUUUGUUUUAAAUUAUGAAUUAUUUCCCGAGAAUAUAGCGUUAAUCUAACCAGCGUGUAUCUAGAUAUUAUGUAAUCAUGUAUGUAUUUAUUUGAUAUUAAACAUAAUAAAUUCUCUCUU